AUAGGCAUAUCUGGUUUCCUUCUCAAAUCUUCGUUUUUCCAUUGCUACUCUUUGUCGCUCACAAUGUCCUCCUGAUCACACUUCCUUUUCAUGUCUCUCCCCACCAAACGCUCAUCCACAACCAGUAGUGACGCCACCUUUUCCCCCCCUCAGUUCCCCCCUAUGAAGAAGGCCAAGUCCCAAGCUCUCCCCCUCGACUCCAAAAACGGCCUCCACCACCAAGACUUCACCAGCACCACCAACAACAACGUCAUCCUUUUCGAUCCCUCCUCCGUGGCCCUCGACGAAGAUCUCAAGUCCGAUGAUUCCUCCGCCCCCUCUCGCUCUGUUGCCGCCAAUUUGUCCAGGAAAAAGGCCCAGCCGCCCCAGCCCACCAAGAAGCUCGUCAUCAAGCUCGUCAAAGCUAAACCAACACUUCCUGCAAAUUUUGAAGAGGAUACAUGGGCAAAGCUGAAGUCGGCUAUAUCUGCUAUAUUUUUAAAGCAACCAAAUCCUAUUGACUCAGAGAUACUUUAUCAGGCUGUUAAUGAUCUUUGUCUGCACAAAUUGGGGGGAAAUCUUUAUCAACGAAUUGAAAAGGAGUGUGAAUUGCACAUAUCUUCUGCGUUGAAAUCGUUGGUAGGCCAAAGCCCAGAUUUGGUGGUUUUCUUAUCACUUGUCGAGAGAUGCUGGCAGGAUCUUUGUGAUCAAAUGUUGUUAAUUCGCGGUAUAGCCUUGUAUCUGGAUAGAACAUAUGUGAAGCAAACACCUAAUGUACGAUCACUGUGGGACAUGGGAUUGCAGCUUUUUUGCAAACAUCUUUCAUGGUCUCCAGAAGUCAAGCACAAAACUGUCACUGGCCUUUUAAGAAUGAUUGAGCGGGAAAGAUUAGGUGAAGCAGUGGAUAGGACUCUUCUUAAUCAUCUUUUGAAGAUGUUUUCUGCUCUAGGAAUUUACAUGGAAAGCUUUGAGAAGCCAUUUCUUGAUUGUACAUCUGAGUUUUAUGCUGCUGAAGGCAUGAAAUACAUGCAGCAAUCAGAUGUGCCAGAUUAUUUGAAGCAUGUGGAGUCAAGGUUGCACGAGGAACAUGAAAGAUGUUUAAUAUACCUGGAUGCAAGUACAAGAAAGCCAUUAAUUGCAACUGCAGAGAAGCAGCUCCUUGAACGCCAUAUAUCUGCCAUUCUUGAUAAGGGGUUCACGAUGCUAAUGAAUGGGGACCGUAUCGAGGACCUCCGGAGGAUGUAUUCACUGUUUUCAAGGGUCAAUGCCCUUGAAUCACUAAGGCUAGCCCUUAGCUCUUACAUACGUGGAUCUGGGCAGGGUGUUGUCAUGGAUGAAGAGAAAGAAAAAGAUAUGGUUUCCUCCCUCUUAGAAUUUAAGGCCUUGCUUGACAAAAUAUGGGAUGAAAGCUUUUCCAAGAAUGAGGCAUUUUGCAACACCAUUAAGGAUGCAUUUGAGCAUCUUGUCAAUCUUCGUCAGAACCGACCCGCUGAGCUGAUUGCAAAGUUUCUAGACGAGAAGCUUCGUGCUGGGAACAAGGGUACUUCGGAAGAGGAAUUAGAGGGUACUCUUGAUAAAGUUUUGGUUCUAUUCAGAUUUAUCCAGGGCAAGGAUGUGUUUGAAGCAUUCUACAAGAAGGAUCUUGCGAAAAGGCUGCUUUUGGGAAAGAGUGCUUCUAUCGAUGCAGAGAAGUCCAUGAUCUCUAAGCUGAAGACCGAGUGUGGGAGCCAAUUUACGAACAAACUUGAAGGGAUGUUCAAAGACAUUGAAUUAUCAAAAGAGAUAAAUGAAUCCUUCAAACAAUCAUCCCAGGCCAGGACAAAACUCCCAUCUGGAAUUGAGAUGAGUGUGCAUGUUUUAACAACAGGGUACUGGCCAACGUAUCCACCCAUGGAUGUAAGACUUCCUCACGAAUUGAAUGUCUACCAGGACAUUUUCAAGGAGUUCUACCUGAGCAAGUACAGUGGGAGGCGCUUGAUGUGGCAAAACUCAUUAGGUCACAGUGUGUUAAAGGCUGAAUUUCCUAAAGGUAAAAAGGAACUGGCCGUGUCACUAUUUCAGACUGUUGUUUUGAUGCUCUUUAAUGAUGUGGAGAAGCUAACUUUUCAAGAUAUUAAGGACUCCACUGGGAUUGAGGAUAAGGAACUGAGGAGGACUAUGCAGUCCCUUGCAUGCGGAAAAGUUCGAGUCUUGCAAAAGUUGCCUAAGGGUAGAGAUGUGGAGGAUGAUGAUUCAUUUGUGUUCAAUGAUGGAUUCACGGCGCCUCUUUACCGAAUAAAGGUAAAUGCAAUCCAGAUGAAGGAAACGGUAGAGGAGAACACAAGCACCACUGAAAGAGUAUUUCAGGACCGUCAAUAUCAGGUUGAUGCCGCUAUUGUUCGAAUAAUGAAGACAAGGAAAGUGCUGAGUCACACACUUCUGAUAACUGAACUCUUCCAACAGCUCAAGUUUCCGAUAAAGCCGGCUGAUUUAAAGAAAAGAAUUGAAAGCCUCAUUGACAGGGAGUACCUGGAGCGUGACAAGAGCAACCCGCAGAUAUACAAUUACUUGGCGUAAUCCAUAUAUAUAUAUAUAUAUAUAUAUAUAUAUAGAUAGAUUUUAUGAUUUUAUCUUUGAAAAUGGCAGGGGAAACUUCUGCGAUCAGCAUAAGGGCAGAUGUUGAAUCCCCUUUUCUGGUCAGAUUAAUGUACAGUAACCCGUAGUUUUCAUUUUUGAUCCAGUCAACACCUUUAAAUUGUUAAGCAUAUAUGGUCGCUGUUUCGAAACUUCUCCUUCA
Messenger RNA from Juglans regia (Persian walnut), 2755 nucleotides. RefSeq names its product cullin-4-like. Gene Ontology annotation, cellular component: cullin-RING ubiquitin ligase complex. The transcript is spliced from 17 exons. The coding region runs from base 91 to 2535 and encodes 814 amino acids. NCBI's taxonomy places the organism in Eukaryota, Viridiplantae, Streptophyta, Magnoliopsida, Fagales, Juglandaceae. Gene Ontology annotation, biological process: ubiquitin-dependent protein catabolic process; protein ubiquitination. Gene Ontology annotation, molecular function: ubiquitin protein ligase binding. The record is from RefSeq and is a predicted model, not a curated record.